This is a messenger RNA of Phyllopteryx taeniolatus (common seadragon), 6346 nucleotides long. Its product is annotated as glucoside xylosyltransferase 1-like. Bases 175 to 1503 code for a protein of 442 amino acids. NCBI's taxonomy places the organism in Eukaryota, Metazoa, Chordata, Actinopteri, Syngnathiformes, Syngnathidae. Gene Ontology annotation, biological process: protein O-linked glycosylation via N-acetylgalactosamine. The record is from RefSeq and is a predicted model, not a curated record. Gene Ontology annotation, molecular function: UDP-xylosyltransferase activity. The transcript has 8 exons.
AGUGAAAGCAUGUGGUGCAGUAGUAGGCGGGACCUGACGCUGUAUGAAACACAGCAACAGUGUCAGCCGCUUUACCUGUCUUAAGGAGAAAGAUUAACUUUGGUUGAAUAUGCCAGUAUCUAUGUGGGUGGAAGAGGUUAACCGACAUUGUUUCGAGAGCCCACAGAACACAGGAUGCGAUGUUAUCUGCGUGCAUUGCUCCUGUGCACGGCGUUCACCUUUUUUUCGUCGCUCUACGUGAUCAAUUAUCUCGCAUCCACACUGGAGGACAGCGCUCGGCGGGGCCUUAACGAGGAGAGGACACCCGACGGAGAGAGUCGUAACACGGGGAACGUUCUCAGGAAAAGACCCGGAUUGGCAGGCCGUGAAGCUCGCGAGCAGCACAGGUGUAAAUCACUGUCAGUCUCUUACUGGAAUCCGUAUUGGAGACUGCCUGCUGAUGUUUGUGGACUGAACUGCUUUUUGGAUUCACCCUUUAGAGACAGGAUAGACUCUGAAGUGGAGGACGGCAGCGAUGAAAGUAGUCACCUGGCCGUGGUGGCCUGUGGCCCAAGGCUGGAGGAGACGCUCACCAUGCUCAAGUCUGCUAUCCUGUUCAGCAAAAAGCCUCUAAAAUUUUACAUCUUUGCCGAUGACGAGCUUCAGGGCGGCUUUCAAAAUGCGCUGCACUCCUGGCCGAGGUCCGUUCAGACCAGGUUUAACUUCACCAUCUACCCCAUCACUUUCCCCAGCGGUAAUGAGAAUGAGUGGAAGAAGCUCUUCAAACCGUGUGCCUCUCAAAGACUCUUUUUACCACUGAUCCUGAAGGAGGUGGACUCUUUGCUGUACGUGGACACAGAUAUCCUCUUCCUGCAGCCCGUGGAGGACAUCUGGGUCUUCUUCUCCCAGUUCAACGCGAGCCAGCUCGCUGCCAUGGCUCCGGAGCACGAGGAGCCACGGAUCGGCUGGUACAACCGCUUUGCCCGCCACCCUUACUACGGCACGACUGGCGUCAACUCAGGGGUCAUGCUCAUGAACAUGACACGCCUCAGGGAAACCUUUUUUAAGAAUGAUAUGACUACAGUUGCGCUUCAAUGGAGUGAAAUGCUGAUGCCCCUUCUUCAAAAGUAUAAACUCAACAUCACCUGGGGGGACCAGGACCUUCUCAAUAUCAUAUUUCAUCACAACCCAGAAUGCCUCUACGUGUUCCCCUGCCAGUGGAACUACCGUCCGGACCAUUGCGUCUAUGGUCUCAACUGUCAGCAAGCUGAAAAAGAUGGCGUCUUCAUUCUCCACGGUAGCAGGGGAGUUUACCAUAAUGAAAAGCAGCCGGCGUUUAGAGUCGUUUAUGAGGCCAUCCAGCAGUACCCCUUUGGCGAGAACAUGGAGACCUCACUGCUUCAGCCACUGGAAGCGUCUCUCCAGACCACCACCCAUUCCUACUGUGGACGGCAGAGCCACCUGUUCACCAAGAGGCUCAAACAAAGUAUCGCAUCUGUUCAACAGGUCAGGCGGGGAAGAUGAGCUGUGUUAGAUUAGGGAUGGGAAACGCAGAGCAACGUCGUACUCUCUCUUGGCAAUCGGAACGUUUGGAUAGUGUGAGUACUCGUACGUACUUAAGCUUUAUACAUUCCACCCCGCCCCCACUGGCAGAUUUGUGGAAGAGGUGCGCAAUGCACAAGCACAUCAAUGUAGACAUGUCACAAAAUUACUGCAAUGCAAUGGCUCCUCUUGGCAGUUAGUCAUGAUAACUGCCUUGCACAAUAGAAAUAAACACCCACUGGAAAUAAUCUGUCAGGAAAGUUGCAGGACAGAAUUGUGUAAUGAUGCGCUGACACGGAGAACAUGCGAACUCUGCACCAAAAGGCCUGAACUGAGAACAUUCUCCACUGCGCCUGCACAAAAUGUUAUUGAGGAGAUGCGGUAAAUAACAAGACGGGGAGACGAGAGCCAGUCAUGUCACUUUACUCAUACAAAAUGGUUUUCACAUCAAACAUCCAACCACUCUCUUUGAAGCCAACAACUCCCUUUGAAAUUUGAUCUCCUGCCCCUCCCUUGAACAUUCACACCCCUGGUGAAUGUCUCCCUCUUUUGGGUCACCAACAUAUGCUAUUUGGCCAGCAAAAAAAUAACAUCAUCCAUCCAUAUAACACGAUACACAAAUGUAACUGAAGGUAAACGUGUGGAUACCAUAGUCUUGCUUACAAAAAAAGUCAAAGAAAUGUUCGUAAUAUAAAGCUACACUUUUCUGUCACAGUAUUUCCAAUAUAAUAGAAAGAUGAAGCACUCCACUUGUUUUUUCCCCCACAGGCAAUAGAAAAUAAGUAUUAUACCACAUAAAAAUGCAACACAAACUAAAUGGUUAAGCUCUAGAAUGUGUACAAAGAACAUAAGUCUCCUAUUCAUCUGUUUUAAUUUUUACUUUUUAAUUCAACAUAAUUCACAUUAAUUCAAACUUCAGUGCCGAAUUUUGUUACUCCGGCGACACGUAGCGACUGGUUAGCAGAUCCGCCUCACAGCUCUGAGGACCCGGGUUAAAAUCCGGCCUCGCCUGUGUGGGUUUUCUCCGGGUAUUCCGGUUUCCUCCCACAGACCCAAAACAUGCAUGGCAGGUUAAUUGAAUACCGUAUUUUCACGACCAUAAGGCCCACUUAAAAGUCUUACAUUUUCUCCAAAAUGGACGUGGCGCCUUAUAAUGCGGCACGCCUUGUGUGUGCACCGAGUUACAAAAUCUGUAAAUGUUGUAUGAGUUUGAUGAGCGCGCCGCUUGACUGACUGGGAGCAUUUCCUGCCGACACGCUGCUUAUAUAGAGGAAAGGCGGACGUGACAGAGGACAGCAUGCGGAUAUUAAAGGGGGAAGGGUCUGCGUGAAAGAGGACGCUAAAGGCACAUAGUAAUUAUAUAUUGGUUAAGGACCCUCGAAAAUGGCACCUACGAAGAGACACGCUUACGAAGCACAGUUUAAACUGCAAGCUAUCAGUUACGCGGAGGAACAUGGGAAUCGAGCAGCUGCGAGAGAAUUCAAGAUCAACGAAUCCAUGUGUGACCGGUGAUCUUCUGCGUUGUGUCGGUUUGAAGAAUGGUGUGACACCGGGACCUUUUUGGAGACGAUCUCCUUUUAUUCUGACAGAAUAAACAACAGCAGAACCUCCGUAUAAAUUUGACUGUCCACUCGAGCUCCUCUCCCACAGGAAGAUUGUACAAAAAGGGCCUGCGGCUAUGCGGUAAAAUCCGUAUACAUAAUAAACCACAAAUUCAACAAAACAUACCUGACAGAAUAAACAACAGCAGAACCUGCGUAUAAAUUCGACUGUGCACUCGAGCUCCUACACAAAGAAAAUAAAGAUGACGACAUCGGCAAACCGGACGGCUUGUCACAGCGUUAAGCCAUUGGUCUUCAACUGUUAAAAAUACCAUUUUUAAAUUUAACUCCGCUGACAUGUAUUAUGUGACAGGAAAAGACAUUACAAUAAAAUUGAGACUAAAGAUGCAUAAUAAACCAAGAAAAACAUUAGGAUGGUUAAGGAUUACCAACUGAAUGAAAUAUGGUCACCCACCUCUCCCACAGGAAGAUUGUACAAAAGGGCAGAGGCGGGGCUGCAGAAAACAUUUAUAGUGGGGUGCACAGAAGAAGAAAUUACAGUAGGAGCAGCACCAAGCUACAUACACACAGUUUACACUGGCUUGGGAGGCAUUUUCUUCUCAGGCAGGAACAGAUUUUGUGUAUAUAAACUUCAUUAAACACACAGAUUGACCCGGUUACACAUGAUUCACAAGUGCAUGCCUGGGCUAAGGUAUCCGCUUUGACUGUUGUCCGAGCUUUUGCGAAAGCCGGCAUCAUUGCUGAACAGCCCCCCGGCAACGAGACUGACUCUGACAAUGACGAGAGGGAACCCGGCAUGUUUGAACUUGCCCAGCUGUUCAUUUCGGAAACAAGAUGAGGACUUUGAUGGAUUUAUGGAUGAGGAUUGAUAAAAAAAUAACGUGUGUACAUUGUUAAAUACUUCAAUAAAGUACAACCAAACUCAGUUUUGCUCCCGCUGCCUUUUUAAAAACAUACGCUAGCAUGCAUGCAUGCUAGCGUAUGUUUUACCAUGCGCCCAAUAAUACGGUGCGCCUUAUGGAUGUGUUAAAUACAGAAAUAGACCCCGUAACUGAGACUGCACCUUUUAAUACGGUGCGCCUUAUGGUCGCAAAAAUACGGUACUCUAAAUUGCCCGUAGGUGUGAAUGUGAUUGCGAAUGGUUGUUUGUUUAUAUGUGCCCUGCGAUUGGCUGGCAACCAGUUUAGAGUGUACCCCGCCUCUCGCCCGCAGUUAGCUGGGAUAGGCUGCAGCAUACUUGUGACCCUAGUGAGGAUAAGCGGUAGAAAAUUGGACAGGAAUUGGUCCGAUCUCGGAAGCUAAGCAGGAUCGGUACUGGCUAGUACUUGGAUGGGAGACCCCUGAGGAAUACCGGGUGCUGGGGUUGGGCAGUAGGCCAAUUACCUGCUCCCUUAAAAAGUAUGGAUUACAGAAACCGCAAUUGCGGCCUAAUGUGCCUCAUGGCACUGAGCACGCUAGAAAAAAAAAGGUUGACCUGUGUGGAACAUUCAUUCGUUCAUCUUCUGUACUGUUUUUUUGUUUUGUUUUGGGCCAGCGUUCUGACUUUCACACAAACUUGGGUUACGUUGCCACCGUGUGAAUGGAACUCUGAAGGAUAUGUAGGAGAAUUGUGAGAGUCACAUAAUUGUGUACUGUUAGAGACAACAGUACAGGUAUAUGGCGAUAUCAAUAUUUAGUUCACCUAAUCUGUAAUGAGUUAUUUAGUGUCUCUGUGGAAAAGAAGACUUAGAAAGUAGAAAAGCAAAACAAGAUAUUGUCAAGUAAUCUAAUGAGGCUUUUCCUUUUGAGCUGUUUAAGAGGUUCCGCAGUCUUCUUCAAAGAUUUUUCCCUUAAGAACAUUUGGUAAACGCAGCCCAAUAAGAUGGAUGACAAACAGGCUCAAGCCUACUGAAUUAUUAUUUGUUUACAACUUUUGUACUGUGUAAAUUGGGCUGGUAGUCAUGCGCAACCCGCUAAAUUUUGUAUGUGUUUUCAAGUGCUGGUUCAUAUAAAACACCAACAUCACUCCCUUUUUUUUUUUUUAAAUAUAAACACCACAAGUCGAGAAAACACAGUUUACCUCUGCAGAGAUGAUUUUACAACAGAACAGGCACUUUUGAGACAAUCAGUCAGGUUGUUUUUAAGAGUUAUAAUCGCAAUAAUGUUACGACGAUCACUUUGCACAGUUAGCCUAGGGUUUUCAGAAAAUCAGUAGGGCAUAUAUCAGUUGCAAAUAAGGAGCAACUGCUUUGUAAUUAAACUUUUUAAGCCACUGUAGUACAAACAUAGCUUGCCUGUUACAUUAUCAUGUCUUGAAAUAAGCAUUAUCUGAUAAUUUUCGUGUGCGAUAAAUCUCUAAAAUGUUCCACUAACAACUGACGCUAGCACUAAACACAGUGUCCUGGCUGAUCCACCAAUAUUUCAGACCACGUGUAGGGGAAUGCAGCUAUAAAAAUCAAAUUUUCUUGUAAUUUUAAGGGCACACAAACAUUGUUUUUAUCAUUAUAGUUCAACAGGAGAAUGUGUUCAGAGGUAUUGGGUAGCUUUAAUGUAGCGUGAAAACAAAUGUAAAAUACCGGUAUGUAUUUGGUCCCUACAGUACAGUAUUUAAAAUCCCUGCCAUUGUUACUGGAUUGUGUGUUGUUUACUUCUAAGUGUAUAUAGUAUUCUCUCAGUGAUUAUGUUUUCCUCCCUAAGGCUAAGUUUACACUAUGUUCCUGGCGGGCACAGCAGCCCCCUUUGGCCUAAAUGUAGCACGAUGUGGGAUUUUGGCCUUUUUUUCCCUUUCCGUAUUUAAACCUUGCUAAGUUUUCUCAUGGUCGAUCACGGUGUCCAUGAUGGGCCGGGGCCGCUAAAUUCUAGCGUAUCAAAGUCACACUAUGUUUCAGCCCAAUGUUGGUGGCGAAACAUGCGUCCCGUCCUACUAUGGGCUGCCUCGAAGUUGUGGCGCACACCAUUACAAUCACGUUUUGUUGUGUUUACCCCGUCUUACGACUUACUUAGUACUAGGUUUUUCAUCUGCAAUGUGCCUGCUGUGGCAAUUUGUUUGACAAUUUGAACAUCUCUCCGGGCAACACGCCGAUCCCAUUCCCUUGCGUUGUCUCACACCAUCCCGUUUUAUCCACCGUGGCCGCCGUGAACAUAGUGUAAGCAUAGCAUCAGCUAAAACCAGCCUACUGGUGCACAAAACAUAUUUUGUCAAAUAGAAAACUGUUUGUGUUGACAUAAAAUGUUUUUGCAUUUUUGUAUCCUGUAAUCGCCAUUAAAGUCUUGUAUUUUAUUGG